AUCCAGGUGUGCAGAUGGGUGUAUAACAAGGAUAUAGUAAACGGUGGAAGAGAGUUUUCUUUUAGGAUAAAAAUACUCAAAAGUCUGUAGAGAAUAUGUGCGGCUUCGACAAACAGAAAGGACCUGGGAGGCUGAUGACUAAAGGACUCUUACUCAUAGUUGUCGGUCAUGUUAAUUUCAUUUUGGGCGCCAUCGUUCAUGGCAGCGUUUUACGACACAUCUCUAAACCCAGGAGGGAAAUAUCUACAGAAUACACAGUGUCCAACAUCAUAGCUGUCACCUCAGGACUGCUGAGCAUUGCAAGUGGAAUUGUUGCAAUAUUGGUGUCAAGGAAUAUUAAGAUUUCCAAACUACAUGUGGGCCUGUUGGUGAGCUCUUUUUUAAACGCUGUGCUGUCUGCAGCCUGCUGUGUUGGGCUAUUGCUAGCCAUCAGCCUCACUAUUUCAGCCGAUGGCAGUGGGCUCAUGCAGGGCUGCAACAAUACAGGCGUGCCUGUAAAUGCUCGCUCGCCCGUCUCUGCCAACUGCCCCUUUGACACUACGCGCAUUUACGACACAACUCUAGCUUUGUGGUUCCCGUGCGCGCUGCUAUCAGCCAUGGAGUCUGGUCUGUCUGUGUGGUGCUUCAUAGUGGGUCUCAUCCUGAGAGGCAUCGGGCCUUGUGCUCACCCUUACCUCCGAGAGCAGCUGGACGACAACACCUUGGCACAUACAUCAAAGGUGGAUCCAGAAUUUUCAGCCCCAGGCCAAUGUCUCAUUGCACACCAAUCUGAUCAGCCAUAGACAGCAAGAUCAGUCAGAAAACUAAGACUUGGUGAAACUCUGACUGAGCUAAUAAAGUAGAUUCAGUAUUUGAGGAGUAAUGUUUUGAGUCAGUUUUGGAAAAUGCAACUGUUUGUCAUGCUUCGCCCCGGACAUCCACUCCAGAGAUUACGGAUCUCUCACGCCAGCGCCGAUCCUGAUCUGGGACAGGAAUUCCUUUUCACCUGCAUUCACUUCCUGGUUUUCACCGCUGCUUAUAAAUACGCCGUUCUCAGACUCCGUCCUUGCCAGAACGUCUCGUUUGCUUCUCUAGCAUUUUCUGUGCCUCUCUUGCUUCUCAUGGUUUUUCUCUCUAGCGUUUUUCUGGUUCGGUUUUUUUUUGCACUAAGGGUUAUUUCUGAUUCAGGGUUUCUUGCACCAAGGGUCGUUUUCUUGUUCGGGGUUUCUUGCACCAAGGGUCGUUUUCUUGUUCGGGGUUUCUUGCACCAAGGGUCGUUUUCUUGUUCGGGGUUUCUUGCACCAAGGGUCGUUUUCUUGUUCGGGGUUUCUUGCACCAAGGGUCGUUUUCUUGUUCGGGGUUUCUUGCACCAAGGGUCGUUUUCUUGUUCGGGGUUUCUUGCACCAAGGGUCUUUGUCUUUGCCUGUCUCAUGUUUUUGUCAAGUUGUUUGUUGUCCUGUUUUGUUUACCUUUUGCCACGCCCUUUCUUCCCUGUAUUAAAUCAUCUUAUUUAUUGGAUUACUGUCUGUGUUCUGCGUUUGGAUCCAAACUUCACCACACCUCCACCAUCCCCAACACUGUUUAUGAGCUAACUCUUUUCAUAUCAGUUGUUGAGUUUAUAUUAUGGAAAAAGAGAUGUUUACGUUAAUUUGACAUUUGUUUUAAGCAUAUAAUCAGGCUUUUGAGCAAAUUUGACUCAAACUGGAUUUUUUGAAUAAUGUAUUAAGCUUACAGCGUUUUCUUGAUGGGUUAAGAGAUGGUAAAGUCUGUCCAAUCUAACCACAUGAAAUUAAACUGGGAAAAAUAUCAUUAUUAUAAAAGACUUAAUGUUUGACAAAUUAAACUAAAGACUUUGGAAAAAUGUAAACUAAAUUUUUAAUCAAUCUGUUGCUAACUUGAUAAAUAUACACAAUAAGACGUCAUUAAUUUUAAAUUUGUAAUUGCAAUGUUUUAUUAUUUAUUUACUAAAGGUUAUGAGCACUCCAAAGCUAGUGACCAUAUAAAACACUGGAUAAAUCAAGAGAUGUUAAAUUUGUUCUGAUGGAGAGAGAAGUACAGGAAUGAGAGGAACAUUUCAGUAAGAUACUGACUGAGGUGUAAAUAUAGUAGAAAGAUGGAGCUUAUUCUGGAUGGUUUAAAGUUUGUCUUGUUUUAAAAGAAUGAUAAAUCUUUAAGUUAAUCCCAUGUGCUGUGAGGGGGUGGGAGUAAUUUUGUCCAAAUUGUGACUUUUUUUUUUUUUAAACAAGUAUCAAGUUUUAUGUUUUGAAUGUAUUCCUGAUGAAGAUAUGAAAGCUCAAGUGUUUGUAUCAAUUUGUUUUUAAUCAAAUUCCUACAUUUUAUUGUACAUGAUCAAAAUGGGUAAAAUUUGUUGCUGCUAAUGGUUUUCUUUUAAUUAUUGUUGUUUAAACUCUGAUGAUUAACUGUUUAUUAAUGAAUAAAACAAUUACUGUA
Messenger RNA from Neoarius graeffei (lesser salmon catfish), 2430 nucleotides. RefSeq names its product keratinocyte-associated protein 3. The transcript is spliced from 7 exons. Lineage: Eukaryota; Metazoa; Chordata; Actinopteri; Siluriformes; Ariidae. The record is from RefSeq and is a predicted model, not a curated record. Bases 96 to 782 code for a protein of 228 amino acids.